AGAGAAAGAAGAAGAUGCUUCGGUACUAGGUGUAUCGUUACUUGGUCUCUAUAUUUCCAUGGUCACUAAUGUCUAACGUUACGGUUAAUUUCUCGGGGUGGUUUCUGGCUCAGUACUGAGGUUGUUGGAUCAGCGGCGGCGAGUCGAUUCGGGUGUUAUCCAGCUUCGAAGCUACCUCAUGAAGCCAUGGUUCAGGAGUUUCACGUCGUCUGCUGCUUUUGUUGCCAAAGUUUCCAGGUUCAACAGGUGAAGAAGGUGAGCAAGUGGAGCUGUGUGCUCUGCGGCCAGAAACAGUCCGUGCUGAAGGAAUUUGGGCGGGGCUCCGGGGAUGACUGCAGGCGACAUGUGCAGAAACUGAACAGCAGGCGUGGAGCCAUGUUGGAAGAGCAGGAGCAGACUGCCUGGUCACUAUGGAAGCAGAUGGAAUCGAGCGGCGGGGGCGGAGCUGAUGAUCAGCAGGAGGGGGAUGACGUGACACCCGAGCAGGGAACCAGUCAAGUCAGCCGCUGGCACAAAUACCUGAAUGUGCCUCAGGAGGUGGAGCCAGAUAAGAACAUGAUGGGCAGGAGUAACAGGCAGGGAGUCGGCCGGUGGACUGACAAGGAGCAGCAACCUGAACAGCCAAACUGCUUCAGGGCACCCAAACGCUCUGUCACCACAGCCGCACGCCAACUCCGCACCCAUUCUCACAAUGCAAAGUCCUGCUGGAGUGUUGGUGCCAACUCUCAGAAGGUAGCAGUGUUUUCUGAUAGUGGGCGGAGUCACACAGGGGCAAACACUGCCUCACUUGUUGCAAAGCAACCAACUUUAGCUGUCCAUCAUAAUAUUCUCAAUUUUGACUCCGUUCUCCAGUCAACACAGCCGAACUGCCACAAAGCCAGUAUGCAGCAACGGGAGGCUCCUCCCCUCAAGCAACUGCACCCCUUAUGUGUCCAUACAUCCAUUUUUGACAGUGGUGAGGACUUUAGCAUCGAUGUGAUAUGAUGUUUUUCCCUCAAUGGUCACAUGACCUCAGCUGAAGAAAUGUUUAUUUUUGGAUUUCAAACUCUGAAAUGUGACCUUUGCGUUAAACUGUUUCCAAGUUGACUUUAUGGGUCGCGGACUUUGACCUCUAUUCUGUAAAGCUGAUUUCAGCUCAUUGUGUUGAUGUAAAUAAACAACCACCAAAUGAUGUCUGACAUCAGACUGACUUUUAUUAAAAUUAGACUUUGAAAACGGA
This is a messenger RNA of Thalassophryne amazonica, 1219 nucleotides long. It is a transcript of the gene mrnip, whose product is annotated as MRN complex interacting protein. The record is from RefSeq and is a predicted model, not a curated record. Lineage: Eukaryota; Metazoa; Chordata; Actinopteri; Batrachoidiformes; Batrachoididae. Gene Ontology annotation, biological process: mitotic G2 DNA damage checkpoint signaling. The transcript has 7 exons. Bases 187 to 984 code for a protein of 265 amino acids. Gene Ontology annotation, molecular function: chromatin binding. Gene Ontology annotation, cellular component: nucleus.